AAAAUAAAUUAUAAAUUUAUACACAGAAGUAUAGUGGAAUAGUUUAACAAUGUGAUUGUAAGAGAAUAAAGUGUAUAAGGACUUAGUUUGUUGAAAUCGGUAUGACAUAAAAUAUCAUGGAUCCUCAAGAAUUAGUGCCGUUAGAAGCGGGUCUAGCGAACCGUCCACGUCCGACACGUCAGUUCAGCCAGCUACCAUCGAGAGCCUGCUACCAGGGUCCCAUAAGACUAUGCAGGCUACUAGCCUUGAUGAUAGUACUGCCUUGCAUGUUUAUCUUCAUACCCUUGUAUAUGAGGUACAAAGUAUUCUCCGGUCAGAUGUAUCCUAUGAGUAUGACUGACAUGCGACUCAUUGACAGCAAAAUCUCACCCACCUGGUGUCAGCGCCAAGUGGUGAAGUCGAACGCUACCUUCAACGCCUUCGUGGUGCCAGGUCCUCCAAGCCUUUCGGAUGAACUGGUCCCCGUCUCCAUGACCCGGGAAUUGGAGCUUGAAGACGAUAUGAAGGAAUACUGGGGAUUCUAUCUAUUAAAGGGGUCUUCGGUUACCGUGUCCACUUGUGUCAGAUGGCCAGGUGCUUCGUUAAUCAUGAUAAAAGGCUACAAGCAUCUUAAGGAAUGCGCAUACAUCGGAGACAACUCGUCAGAAGAAUUAGACGAACUGCUAGAAGCUUAUAAUCUAGGUCUUCUAUCUAAUACUACACUAUUGGAGAAGGUGCAGGAAUUGAAAAAAGUCGAUGGAAAGGCUAAUGAUCCUGGUGCUAUGAAACGUCACAAAGCUGGCGUAAGCUUCCACGAUCCCAUGCAACGAGGAAAUAUGACGUCAUCGGAUCCCGUACCAAGUGUUGACGUCACUGAUCACGAUCCCAAAGAACUAAGAGAGAUUUUGGAGCGACUCCACGCAAUACGUCAGGCGGCCAAAGAUGAGCAGCUGAAGUACUAUCGGCCGCCGUCGCAUCUGAUGGCGCUCACUGAACUGCACAGACAUAGAGACACCAAUGUUGAUAGAGACACUAGACAGUGGCUUUCUUUUAAAGAUAUAGACGGCAAUGUUAGCGAUCAAGAAGUUGCUAAAAAUAAAUCACUAGAAAAAACUCUCCAUUCAAACAAUACAGCAGAAGUUAAGAAAACACCAGACAUAAAAUCUACAACAGAACAAUAUGAAAUUACUACGAAAAUAAACAAUUCAAUUGAAACAACUAAUACGAUAGUUGUAACAGAGAAAUAUGAAUCUCCUACAAACAUUAAAAUGGAUACUGAGAACACAAAAAUUCAAUUAAAUAAUACGGACACAGACGUAAGUUCUAAAGAAGUAUUUGAGGACGUUCUAAAACAACUGCAAGCGUUAGGAGACAGGGGAAAAAAGGUUCUGUACAAACUGCAUAAGACAAUGGGUGUCGAUUACCAAGAAAAGCAGGCAUUAAACAGGUCUUUAAUCAUGAGCAAGGUGACAGGCAGUGAAGAUGAAUUGGAUCGUUUGAGAAAAGUGUUGGUGGAGGCCAUCGAUGAGGAGAAGAACAAGACGCAGAGACAACAAAAACGACGUGACACAAGAGAAGAAGCAAGAGCUAGAAGAGAUCUAAUGCUAGGUCAGAUCGAGCUCAAGAAGGAACUAAACGAAGACGACGAGGCCAGGAACACCGCACAGGAAGAUGUAGAGGAGGGUCUGACUCCUGACGGCUACGCGGAGCAUCACAGCCAAGUGAACGAGACGACAGCAUUCGAUAUGUCCAACUCAGAAUUCUGGUCCUCGUUCUCCAGUAGUGAGGAGGCGCUACUGGAGUGUCAGGGGUUGCUGCUCAAUCUGCCGCUGACGCCGCACGCGCGCUGCACGCCCGGUGAUGACCACCCGCAGGCCGCUAGGGCUAACGCACUCACAUACCGGGUGCCAGCCAACGGGUAUUAUUUCUUCGUGUUUAACUCUGAGAAUGAAGUGCAGAGGAACUUCAUCCGCGCUCGCUUCGAGCUGCAGAAGACGCGGUACGACGUAGCGCGCACAGCACUACGAGAGUGCACCAACACUACCGAUCGCUGCGACCUCACGCUAGACAUCUUCUCCGCACAGAAGGUAGUUCUAGAAGUUCCACUUCGCAACAACGACUCUCUGUGGAACGAACAGUUUGUGAUUGUAUCGGAGUGUGAACCGCGCACUGCGGUGUACCUCGCAUGCGUCAUCGCCGUGCCCAUUCUCAUACUGGUCUUUGCCUUUCAGUAGUUCAAUGGCAUUGCAGUACAAUGGACUACUCUACAUUAUAAUGGUUUUUAAACGUGUAAGUUAUAGAUUUUAGCGCCAUCUGUUUAUUGAAUUAAAGAAUUACAGAUAAUUAAGACGUUUUGUUAAUGCAAAAAUUCUCAAUGUGACAAGAAAUCGAAUUAAAUCAUUGUCUUGUUAUAAUA
Molecule: messenger RNA, 2395 nt
Organism: Papilio machaon (common yellow swallowtail)
Lineage: Eukaryota; Metazoa; Arthropoda; Insecta; Lepidoptera; Papilionidae
Exons: 14
Coding region: 117-2213 (698 amino acids)
Source: RefSeq, a predicted model, not a curated record